GACUAGAGGUCGCUUUGUUUAAACUGCCAAAUUUCCAUUAUUGCCGCAUCGACAUCAACAGUCAUUUUAGUUAUAUAUUGUAUUGUUUUAAUUUAAGUUAAAAAUGGAAGCAUUAUACGCAAUACCGUUUAAUGUUCUCGAAAUACCAAAUAUUAAAAUUAAAAAGCCAUCAUGGUUGCAGCCUCCGUCUGCAAUGACAACGUUUUCUUUAGUGUUGUUUUCAUAUUUCUUAGUGACUGGAGGAAUUAUAUACGAUGUAAUUGUUGAGCCGCCAAGUGUUGGUUCUACGACUGACGAGCACGGUCACUCAAGGCCGGUUGCGUUUAUGCCGAAUAGAGUUAACGGCCAGUACAUCAUGGAGGGACUUGCGUCUAGCUUCCUAUUCUCAUUAGGAGGUCUCGGAUUCAUAAUACUCGAUCGGACCCACAACCCGACCACACCUAAAUUGAACAGAAUUUUAUUAAUAUCUGUAGCCUUUUUGUGUAUACUUGUAUCAUUCUUCACAACAUGGAUAUUCAUGAGGAUGAAGCUGCCGGGCUACUUGCAAAACUAAUUAGUUUCUAUCAAUUAUGUUAAUGCAUAAGUUUGAAUUAUAUUUUUACACUGCUCUUAAGUUUUAUUUAAUACAUAAAGUCUAGAUUAGACAUUAAUAUACGACAGAUAUCUUUUUGAAAUUAUACAAAUUGGAAAUUAUACAAACUAUUAUUAAAAUAACAUUCUGUUUA
Molecule: messenger RNA, 725 nt
Organism: Melitaea cinxia (Glanville fritillary)
Lineage: Eukaryota; Metazoa; Arthropoda; Insecta; Lepidoptera; Nymphalidae
Product: oligosaccharyltransferase complex subunit ostc-A
Exons: 2
Coding region: 104-553 (149 amino acids)
Cellular component (GO): oligosaccharyltransferase complex
Source: RefSeq, a predicted model, not a curated record